Messenger RNA from Pseudomassariella vexata, 2209 nucleotides. RefSeq lists its product as uncharacterized. Lineage: Eukaryota; Fungi; Ascomycota; Sordariomycetes; Amphisphaeriales; Pseudomassariaceae. The record is from RefSeq and is a predicted model, not a curated record. The coding region runs from base 253 to 2010 and encodes 585 amino acids. The transcript is spliced from 2 exons.
AUUCGUACUCUGCAUGAAAUAUUUGGAAUCGGAUUGCUAACUGAAAAUGGAUUGGUCUCCUGUCUGUCAAUGGACCUCGGACCGUUCUGGUUACACUGCGGCACAGCUUGGAGGGGCCGCGGUAUCAGCAGUAUCGGAGUGUCAUUGAGGGGUUUCAGGAGAACAAGAUCUGUGGAACGUUGAAUUGCUCACUGAAAUAUCCCAUCGGUUCUUGUCGCUGAUGAGAUCUUCCCUUAUGUACCGCUCUUCACAAUGGCAAUAGAAAAGGCUGAUCUGGUGAUUAUCGGUGCUGGAUUAUACGGCAUUCAGAUAGCUAGGACGUAUAUCCAGCUGCAUCCAAGCCAGCACGUCGUCCUCCUCGACGCGGGGGAUUCUCUAGGCGGAACAUGGUCCAAAGAGCGCGUCUACUCCGGCCUCAAAACUAACAACGUCCUGGGAUGGUUCGAGUUCCCAGAUAUGCCCAUCCUUCCGGGAGAGUUUGACGUGCAACCCGGCCAACACAUCAAAAGCAAGGUUGUCAACCAGUACCUUGAGGCCUAUGCAAAGCGUUUCCACGUAUUUGAACGCAUCCGGCUUCGCACCAAAGUUAAUAGCAUCGAGCACGCCGAAAAGGAAGGGUGGUUUAUUAACUGGACCAAACGGGAAGGAAGCAGCGAGUCCAUAAGCGAAAAUGGCACAAUCCACACAUCCAAGCUGGUCCUCGCAACAGGCCACACCAACGAAGCCCUCCUCCCGCGAUUCCAAGGCCAGGAGACAUUCCAAAAACCUUUCUUCCAUACUAAGGACUGGGCGCAACACCAGGAUCUCUUAAAGACUGCUAACGAGGCCGUAAUCUUAGGCGGCGGCAAAUCCGCCUAUGAUGCAGCGUACAUGUGCGCCGAUGCUGGCAUUAAAGUCCAUAUGAUCAUGCGUGCCUCCGGCCACGGCCCAGCCUGGAUGUCGACCAACAAAGCAACCCCCCUAAAUCUCGACCUGGAGAGCUUGCCGACGCGGCGCAUCGUGGGGCUCUUCAGCCCGUGUAUCUUUGCCGAUUACAGCCCCUACGGUCUCAUCCGCCGCUUCCUGCACCAAACCUGGCUCGGACAGCAGCUCACCCGCGCGUUCUGGAAACUCGUCGAGAACGACACACUGCAAACGAGCGGAAUCCUCGGCCACCCAGGGUCCGAGAAGUUAAUGCCAUGGAGCCCCUUUUUCUGGAGCGGAACAAGCUGCAGCAUCCUGAACCACGACAAGGACUUCUACUGCUUCGUGCGAGACGGCACGGUCGAGGUACACAUCGCCGACGUCAAGCAACUAGCCAACGGCGACGCCGUUGUGCUCUCCACCGGCGAAACCCUCCGCACCGACGCCAUCGUCUGCGCCACAAGCUGGAAAGACCGCCCGACGCUAAACUUCCUCCCCUCCGGCUCGGACGCCAAACUAGGCCUACCGCACUAUUCCGGUGACCCGGGCUUCGGCGGCCGAUUCGCGCGCGCCGACGAGGAGAUCUUCGCUAGAGUCCCACUGCUGCGCGAUCAACCCGUUAUAAAUCGGAACAUGGCCAAACUUCCCACCGCGCAGGACGAGCCCUUCGACCCUACGCGUUGCAAUAUGCCCUACCUGCUAUACCGGUUCAUGGUCCCGCCCGCGUACCUGCAUGAGCGCUCUAUCGCGUUCGCGGGGGUGCCGCUGAGUUUCAAUCAGGGACAGAUGGCGCCAGCUGAGGCGCUCUGGAUCAGCGCUUACUUCGACGGGAAGGUCGAGGUUCCGGAGACGGAGGAAGAAGCCAUGGACGAGACCGUGUUGCACGCUCGGUACGCGCAGUGGCGGAAUCCGGCCGGGUAUGGCGCGCGUUUCCCCGAUUGGAUCUUUGAGACUUUGCCGUGGCUUGAUAUGGUGUAUAAUGAUAUCGGGGUGAAUAGGUGGAGGAAGAAGGGGUUGGCUGAUCUGUUUUCCCCUUAUAUGCCUGUCGCCUUUGCGGGCGUUUGGGAUGAGUAUCAGUGGAAAUAUCCAAGUGCCACGGGUAGGUAAUUCUUCGUACCCUAGGUAUUGAUGACUUUAGGUAGAUAUCAAGACUAUUGGAGACGAUACCAUGGUCAUGAAUAACCUCAAACCGCGCAUUGCCGAGCGCAAGCGUGAACAGUAAGAAAACGUGGUCGCGGGCAAAUCACCCCACCAGCCCUUAUGUCAUAUCACAUCCAAUAUGUCACAUUGCAAUAGGAACGGUUGU